AUGGUGUGCAGUUGACGUUUCAGCAAAAAAUAAAAAUAAAUGAUAAAACUUUAGCAGAAAGAAAAUUUGAGGCGCUCUUUUUUGGAAAAUAAAGGUGCAAUGGAUCAAAAAAGCGACAACGGAGUGUUUCUUGAGCUCCACGAGAUGUUUGGGGACUGUGUGCCACGAAAUGUGAUCAAUGAGAUCGGGAAUAAAAUGUCCUGGGACGUGACAAGCACCGUGGACCAGCUGAUAAAGUACAUUGAGGAACAAAAUGCAGGACCGACGGUGCGGGAGGGGAAUCCGAGAAUCCAGUACAAGGUAUCCGAGUGCCAGGAGAACGACAGGGAUGUGGAUGUGCUGAUUGAGUCAGAAAAUUAUAAAAUACCUGAUGUUCAGGCGAGAUCAACAGGUGCCAUAAGAAAGCAACCCAGGGAGACUCCACCAAAGAUACCCAACUUUGCAGACUUUCUGCGAAAUGGACAGAAUACCUUUAUGGACACCACACCGAGGAAGGCAUCUCCUGUUGUGAAGAAUCCCGAGCAUCCACUGCUGGAGGAAGUUUGUAAGGAGAUCAAUUCCGGCGUGAAAGUCAUGAUUAUCAUGCGAGGACUUCCGGGAAGUGGAAAAACACAUCUGGCUGAGAAAAUUGUGGAUCACACAGUGGGUGGAGACUAUCGGCGACACAUCUUUAGUUCCGAUGAUUUCUUCUACGACGUCAAUGGGGUGUACCAUUACAACAUAGACAAGCUAUCAGAUGCGCACUCCUUCAACCAGAAUAAUGUCUUCAAGAGAGCCUACGAUGGAUGGAGCCCCAUUAUUGUGGAUAACACGAAUAUGCGGCUAUGGGAGAUGCUUGUUUACUGCAAGUACGCCAUCAGAUUUGGCUACAUUGUUCGCGUAAUGCAGCCAACCACCCCAUGGGCGUGGAAUGCGACUACUUUGAGUCAGAAGAACAGGCAUCAGGUGCCACGGGAUUCCAUUGAGCGGAUGCUCCUCAAGUAUGAGAAACUAAACAGCGAGAAUGAGCUUCUCCCAAUUUUUGGGCUAACCUACGCAGUUGCAAUGCCACAAUUUCGGCACCAUCCACCCAUCAUCGCCAAAGUAGAUGCCCCCAUGGCCGCGGUGGAGGAACCCCUAAUUGGGAACAUUGAAAUUCACAACGAUCUCAAAGCCCCGCCACUCUUUAGUUUCGUCGAAAAACCCCAACUGAGCUCGAAUCAGAGCAAAUCUGACUUUACAAGUGACGGUAGUACCACCAUAAGUCCCGAUCAAAUGACCAUUGACUGGCCCACACAUGAAGAAGAUGCCAAUCGCUUCUGGAACACAGACAUCAUGAAUCAACCACCUAAAACUACCGCCAAGGUAGCAAAUGCAGUGAAGGAUCAGAGAGCGCCCAGAAAGAAUAGCGUUCCAGAAGAUUCUCUUCUUCAAGUACUAAAAGAAUCCAUUGUGCUCAACAAGGAUGACGCAUCCAACAAGACGGAAAAGAAGCUGGAAAAGCACAGGAAGGGUUGCCGAAAUGAGAAUGAAGCUUUCGUCCAAGUGCGUCAAAUCUACCCAACAAUCUCCCUUCAGUAUCUCUGGGAUUUAUUUGUCAACUGCAAAGGAGAUUGCGAGUGGACUGUGGAUAUUAUUCUGCAGGAAGAAACGCAAGUACCUCAAAAUACGGACAACACAUCGUCAGAUGAUUUUUCCUGCACAUGCGAUGGGAUAGAAUACAGGGAGACACCGUGGGAGGAUGUGGAGCAACAUAAAACUCCCGUGGAGAAGAAGAUGAAGGAGGAGACAAACAUUUCCACGCCGCAACGUCAACGGAAUCAGAGGAUGAAGAAUGUUGCGAGGGAGGAUUUAGUUGCUGCAAAGAGACGUGUUGAGGAGAUGAUUUUCGUCAAGGAUGAACAUUUAUCGGAUCAUGUGAAGAAAAUUCGUGAUAUACGACGUGGAAUCUUUCCUACGGCAUCCACGAGCACUGACAUCACCCCAUCUGCCGUCAUGGUGGAGUUGCAGGAGAAUGCGGAGAUGGGAGCUUAUGGGGGUGUACGAGAACAAUCACCCUCAUCGGAGACGUCUGAUCCCGAUGCCGAGGAGACGGUUGAGGUGGAUUUGGGGGAUACGCUGAUAAAUCACAUGGAAAACCUUUUCUUCGACGGGAGUAUCUGUGAGAAGCCGAAGGAUUUAAAGACAACGGUUUUCAUGCCAAUGUCUCUGCUGAGGCAAUUGCAUGCCCUUUGGGUAGAAUCACUCUUCAAUCAACUCGAUGAGCAACGUGCACGUGAUCUCAAGGAGGAUGAAAAGUAUGCUCGGAUGCUGCAAAUGGAGGACUUGGGCAAGAAUCCGGAUUUAUUUUUGCAAGAUGGAGUAGAAUUUGGGGAUAUGGCUGACAUGGAGAUCACAUGGGAGGCCUACAAGAGGGAACAGUGCCAGAAUACAACGCCAAAGGAUCUGGCGUCGCAGCUCACGCGGAAUAAGCUGUAUGAGACAUUUCCAGAGGCAGAUAGGGGUUUCCUGGAUGAAAUCCUUGCGUCGAAUAAUUACAAAUUUGCCCCUACAGUGGAUCUCCUGAGGCACUCACUCGGACUUGAAGAGACGAAUGUGAAGAAGAGUGGAUUGAAGAUUAUUGAGGAGAUUAAGCAAGAAAAUGACAAAAUAAAUCAAAAGGCAAAGAUAGUGGAAGUGAAAGGAGACGAAAAAUCCUUGACGAGGAAGCGACAUAUUAUCCUGGAGGACUUUGAGGAGAAUCGCAACAAGGCAAGUUACCACACACAACUGAAGACUGAAUGCUACCAGAAGGCACAAGAUGCUAUCCGGAAGAAUAUGCCAGGUGUUGCGGGCUACUACACUCAAGUGGCGAAUUUGCACAAGAAGAAAAUUGAGGAGUUCAAUCAUCAGGCGGCAAAUUGUAUAGUGGAGGCGCACAAUUUGAAGCAGAACUCAGACAUGCUGGAUUUGCACUACUUACACGUUCCGGAGGCACUUGUGAGCCUCGAUCUCUUCCUCGAUAGGCAAAUCAAUCAGCUGCGGACGCAGAAAAAGCCAUACAAGUUUGUCUUUGUGAUCACAGGGAGGGGACUACACAGCAUCAGGGGUGUAGCAACAAUCAAGAACAACGCUAAGCAACGGUUAGCUCAGCGAAGGCUCAAAUGCUCAGAAGUUAAUCCGGGUCUGCUGAAAGUGAAAAUUUUCUACAAUUCCAAAAUGUUUGAAGAAUUCUAAUGGAGUGUAUCCCCAUGAUGAUGUCCUCUCGUCCCAUCAAUUGCCUUACCAAACGUUUUAGCUUACAUUUUUUUCUCUUAAGUAAUAACAUUUAGUGAAUAGUUUUGUAUCCAAAAGAAUUUUUUAGUACCACGACGACCAAAUCUUUAUUAUAUAUUUUUUUGUUAAUCAUUUUCAGGUCACUUGUAGUCUUUUGUGUUUAAGGAAAAGUAGGGUAAAGUAGAUUAAAAACUAAAAUGAAAGUGCUCGUACCUGAAUUGUGAUUAAUCUUUUACAAAAAAAAGACCAUCUAAGUUUAAGUUUAGAGAUUUAUGUAAAUUUACAUAAUAUAUAUUAAGUAAAUAUAUAUUAUUAGUAUAAGUGUUGAAGUCGUGACAAAUGAAAAGAAAAGAAAAACUAUACAUUUUUGAAGAUUAUAUUUUUUUAAUUUCUAUUAAUUAUUGAAAUGGAUUUUUUGAAAUUGGAAAAUAAAAAUUAUUUACGGCCUUACGAAA
Molecule: messenger RNA, 3689 nt
Organism: Lutzomyia longipalpis
Lineage: Eukaryota; Metazoa; Arthropoda; Insecta; Diptera; Psychodidae
Exons: 6
Coding region: 100-3195 (1031 amino acids)
Source: RefSeq, a predicted model, not a curated record